UAGACUUUAAAUCAAGAUGACAGGUUGUCGAUAAAUAUGUGGACCCAGGAAUGAAUUUGUUGAUUUAUAUUCGAAAAACACUUGGACUGAGAGGCAGUAAAUUAAGCUGUGGUGAAGGCGGAUGUGGUGCAUGCACCGUGAUGUUAUCCAAAUACGACCACCAACAGAAGAAGAUACUUCAUUAUGCCAUUAAUGCGUGUUAUACCCCUGUCUGCUCUGUACAUGGAAUGGCUAUCACUACUGUGGAAGGUGUUGGGUCAAGGACAAAGUUACACCCAGUGCAGGAGCGCCUUGCAAAGUAUCAUGGAUUGCAGUGUGGAUUUUGUACACCAGGUAUGGUGAUGUCAAUGUACUCCUUGUUACGUAACAAUCAAUUGCCAGCAGUGGCAGACAUUGAAGACGCCUUGACUGGUAAUUUAUGCCGCUGCACUGGAUACAGACCAAUAUUGCAAGCAUUCGGCACAUUUGCACAGAAGGGCUGCUGUGGAAGCCAAUCUGAGUGUAGAUGUGAUGCGAAGUGCAGUGAGAGUUAUAUUUCAAGUUUAGUAACUGGCGAAUUUGCACCCUAUAACGGAACACAGGAGCCUAUAUUCCCUUCAGAACUUCAGUUAAAUGAUCACUACCAUAGCAAAACCGUGUCCUUUGCUGGUAAAUCCGUCGUUUGGAUCCGACCUACAACGCUUUCGGAAUUAUUGAAGUACAAAUCGGACAUUCCAGAUGCUAUACUGGUUCUUGGAAAUGCUGAAGUCGGUUUUAUGCCAAAACCAAUCGGUGUCAAAUGUACGCUGCUCUCAGUCUCGCAUGUACAAGAGCUAAAACAAGUUGACUUGUCUGAAUCUUCCAUCACAUUUGGUGCCUCAGUAACUAUGUCGAGAAUGAUUGAGGUUCUGAGAGAACGAAUAGCUAAAUCGCCCGGUUCCACAACUGUUGUGUACAAAGCAUUACUGGAUAUGCUGUAUAUGGUUGGGGAUCAUCAACUAAGAAACGUUGCAGGAAUUGGUAGCCACAUUAUGACUGCGAGUCGAUUAUCUGACUUAAACCCAUUGUUAAUGGUGGCUGGAGUCACACUGAACAUUGCCUCUCAUAAAGACGGACUGAAUACAUUGCCACUGAAUAGUGAUUUCUAUACUGGAUACAGAAGCACUGUUCUAUCCUCUGAUCAGGUACUAGUGAGUCUAAGCAUUCCUUGCUCCAAAGAGAAUGAGUAUUGUGCUGGGUAUAAAGUUAAGAAGUAUGUCCAUCGACGUGAUAAAAACACUGAUAUAAUCAGCAGUGGAAUGAGGGUGCUUUUUGAAAGAAAUACCGAUAAAGUCAAGGAAAUAAGUAUAUGCUUUAGUGGCAUGGGACCCACCAUUGUCAUGGCAACUAGUGUAUCCAAACAUAUUGUAGGAAGGAAAUGGAAUGAAAGUCUGUUGACAGAAGUGAUGCACUUAUUAAGUGAACAAUUUCCAUUAGCAUCACAACGUAUGGCAGAUUAUAGGAAAGCUCUUUUGCAGAGCUUUUUCUUAAAGUUUUACAUUAAAGUUAAUGAACAUUGUGGAGUAAUGAAUAUCGUCCAAUUACCCGAUUCACACCGUUCUGCAGUUACCACAACAGAUAAAAUUGCACUAAGAAGCACUCAGACAUAUCAGCCUGUUCCCGAUCAUCAACGAAAUUCAGAUCUUGUUGGACGACCUACUAUGAAUGAAUCAAGUUCUGCGCUAGUUACCGGGGAAGCAGUGUUUCUGGACGACAUGCCUUGUCAGGAAGGUGAACUGUUUUUUUCUAUGGUUACCAGUACACGUGCCCAUGCUCGUAUAAUCUCUGUUGACACGCAUGGUGCAACGUCUCUAGAUGGGGUAAGAUGUUACGUGGGUGCAGCAGAUGUUCCCGGAAACAAUGAUUGGGGCCUUUCCGGUGAAAGACUAGACGAACAAGUGUUUGCGUCCGAGCAAGUAGUAUGCUACGGUCAAUGUAUUGGUGGAAUUGUGGCUGAUAAUCCAAAAUUGUCCAGCCAGGCAGCCAAACUGGUUAAAGUUCAAUAUGAAGAUCUUCCACAUAUACUAACAAUACAGGACGCUAUAAAUGCAGACUCGUAUCAGCCACAUAAUACACACCUUACAGUAGGCGAUGUGACGUCAGCGUUUGAUCAAUCGGACUACGUCAUUGAAGGAGAGAUAUUUCUUGGUGGACAGAAUCACUAUUAUAUGGAACCACAGUGUUGUAUCGUUCGACCUGGGGAAAAUGGUGAAAUAACUGUAUUUACUUCCUGUCAGAAUUUAUUAGUAGUUCAGACAAGAAUAGCUGACACUCUGGGUAUACCAAUAAGCAAAGUGACCUGCAGGACUCGGCGUUUAGGUGGGGCCUUUGGCGGUAAACAGACAUUUGCUGCAUCACUAGCUAUGAAAUGUGCAGUGGUAGCCCAAAAAAUUGCAAAACCAGUCCGGAGUACACUUACACGGGACGCCGACAUGCAGUUUGUUGGCGCAAGACACCCAGUGCUAGCAAAAUACAAAGUGGGAUGUUCUAAGCACGGAAUUUUGAACGUUGUACAGAUCAAGAUAUUUCUGAACGGUGGAUGUUCUCUUGAUUUAUCGGUUUGGGUAAUGCAUGAAUUAAUUUCAAACUUGCACAAUGCUUACAAGAUACCGGUUUAUGAUAUCGAAGGCAGAAUAUGCAAGACAAAUUUGCCCAGUCAUACUGCUAUACGGGGUUUUGGUUCGCCGCAAUCAAUUGGAAUUAUGGAAGCAAUCGUAGACCACGUGGCAAAUAAGUGUGGGCUGCCACCAGAAAAGGUAAGAGAAAGUAAUAUGUAUGAUGGAUUCAGCGACAGUUUAUUUCAAGACAUGCCAGAUGCCAGAAACAUGAGAAGAUGCUGGGCUGACUGUCUCAAGAAAAGUGAUUACUACAAUCGACAAAAAGACGUGGAUAACUUCAACAGUUUAAAUCGAUGGAAGAAACGUGGAAUUGCAAUGAUACCUGUCAAAAGAGUUAUGGGGUGUUUUCCACCACAUGUAGGUGGAGCACUGGUUCAUAUCUAUCUAGAUGGUUCAGUUUUACUCAGCCAUGGAGGUAUAGAGAUGGGUCAAGGGCUGUAUACCAAGACUAAACAGAUUGCUAGUCGUGUUCUUGGCAUUUCUAGCGAGUAUAUUCAUAUCGUUGAGACAAGUACGGAUAAAGUGCCUAAUGCAGUACCGACUGCUGCAUCCAGUGGAACAGAUUUCUUCGGCAAUGCUGUCAAGAAUGCUUGUGAAAUAUUGAUGGGAAGACUGAAUCCAUUCAUUAAAGAUAAUCCCAGUGGCACAUGGAAAGAAUGGGUCAAUAUCGCCUACCAGAACAGAGUCAGUCUAUCAGCAACAGGGCAUUUCAACUUUGAAGGCAAUUUUGGUCUUGACUGUGAUGAUCCAAGCAGUAGCAAGACUGCAUACUAUUUUUCAUAUAGCGCGGGGUGCUGUGAAGUGGAGAUUGAUUGCUUGACUGGUGAUCAUUAUAUAAGACAGAUGGAUAUUGUAUUGGACAGUGGCAACAGUUUAAACCCAGCCCUGGAUAUUGGACAGAUCGAAGGUGGUUUCACUAUGGGAUAUGGCUACUAUUGCAUAGAAGAACUCAGAUAUUCAGCAGAAGGAGAAUUGUUAACAAGAGGUCCCGGAAUGUACAAGAUACCAUGGAUCAGUGAUACGCCCAGACGAUUCAAUGUAUCACUGUUGCCUGACGCCCCAAACAAAGUUGGGAUAUUCUCAGCUAAGGCAGCACAACAGACUGAGAAGGGCAGGGCCCCUAACUCAGAACGAUGUCUACCAGAAGUGAGAGCUAGUAGGAAGACUGUUUUCCGCAUCAAAUAUUUAAGUGGUGCUGACUCCAGCGGUUCAAAAGGUGGUCUGCUUAGAGCUGACAACACAACAGAUUGGGAGGUUCCCUAG
Messenger RNA from Saccoglossus kowalevskii, 3899 nucleotides. RefSeq names its product xanthine dehydrogenase/oxidase-like. The record is from RefSeq and is a predicted model, not a curated record. Gene Ontology annotation, molecular function: iron ion binding; FAD binding; oxidoreductase activity. Lineage: Eukaryota; Metazoa; Hemichordata; Enteropneusta; Harrimaniidae.